AAAAAAUCCACACAUAAAAAAAAAAGCUCCUUUCUCUUUCCAGCUUUCUUCUUUUCUUUUCUUUUUAACCAUUACUUUAUUUCUUUUUUUCUCUUCUUUCUUUGAAUUUUCUCAACAUGAAUUGUGCUACAGAGAAUGAUUGCCCGAGAUUCAGGCCAUUUGCAUCUCCUACACAACGUUUAAUUAAAGUAAAAAAAGCUAAAUACUCUACCUCUUUGGACCCAAGAGGCUAUAUACCAGUAUAUGAAUAUACCAUCAAUGGGCAGCCUAUUAUGUGGGAUCGAGAAUCGGGAUAUGUCCAUUUUACCGGUAUUUGGAAAUCACUUGGCAACUCGAAAGCCGAUAUUGUAAAAAUGGUCGACUCUAAUCCCGAGUUGAGAGUCAAAAAGAUUCGAGGAGGUUUUCUUAAGAUUCAAGGCACUUGGAUCCCUUAUGAGUUUGCUUAUAUUCUCUGUAAGAGAACAGCAUGGAUUAUUCGUAAAGAUUUAGCAGCCAUAUUUGGUCCUCGCUUUAUUACAGAUGCACUUGACCCUUCGCAUCCCGAAUACGGUUGCCUUUUACUUAACCCAAAGAAUGCCCCUUCUUUCAAAUCCUCCAAUCGACGAGACAGUUUACCGGCAACGAUGCGACAAUCUUCUCAACGCCCCUAUAAGCGCGAGUUGAUGCGUACCAAAAUCCCACGGGAUAAAGCAGGAGCCCAGUUGCCGCGAAAGAAGAAAAGCAAAAUUGUCUCGAGCAUGUCGCUCUCAAGGUUGCUGAAUGAUGAUGUAGAGUAUGGAUUCAGUGAAUCACCGAAUACAACACCCUCACCCACAUUUGUUCCCAGUUUUUCAUUUGAAGAAGAAAGCUUAUUGCCUCCUAUCUUUCAGUUGGAGAGAAGGUUUUCGGAGCCUCGUAUUACACCUAUUUAUAGCCCAUCUUCAACAGACUCUUGGUCGCCCAAGUCACCUCCUCCUCUUCUUCCUGCGUCUCCUGCUUUUGAAACUUCGUGUGAGAAAGAUAUCAUAGAGACUAUUAAUGCUACACUUUUGUUACAACGUUUGUCUCAAGAUGACGGUGUGAGACCAUUUAAGCCUUUAGAUCAUGGUUAUAUACCAAGCAAAGUCAUGGUAGGAAAUCAAGAAUUUAGAAUCCAUUGGGAUGAGGAUUAAAAGUAUAUAAAACUCCCUGCUUAUUUGAUAAAGUGACGAUAUUGAUG
Molecule: messenger RNA, 1198 nt
Organism: Gilbertella persicaria
Lineage: Eukaryota; Fungi; Mucoromycota; Mucoromycetes; Mucorales; Choanephoraceae
Product: transcription regulator HTH, apses-type DNA-binding domain-containing protein
Exons: 4
Coding region: 117-1151 (344 amino acids)
Cellular component (GO): SBF transcription complex; MBF transcription complex
Molecular function (GO): transcription regulator activity; DNA binding
Source: RefSeq, a predicted model, not a curated record